Bactrocera latifrons is the source of this 1006-nucleotide messenger RNA. RefSeq lists its product as uncharacterized. The transcript is spliced from 3 exons. Bases 39 to 722 code for a protein of 227 amino acids. Lineage: Eukaryota; Metazoa; Arthropoda; Insecta; Diptera; Tephritidae. The record is from RefSeq and is a predicted model, not a curated record.
UAAAAUAUUCGAAAAGUACGAGCUAACGCCCUAUCAACAUGCAAACUGUCGCUCUAACUUGCUUUUGCUUGACCCUAAUUGGCGCUGCGGCGGCUAUACCUUUUGGAGUCGAUGCACGAGAUGCUGACCACRGCAUACUCCGCAUGUUGGCCGAGGCUAAUGAAUUGGGCGGCGCCGCUGAUCCCGCAGUCACCACUGAGUGUUUCAAUUACUAUAUGCCAAUCAUAAGCAAAAUCUCCGCGAAUUUCUCGACGCAGUAUGAGCAAUGUGUCACCGUGGCCACGCAAGCGUCAGCCAAUCUCACCGCCACUGCUGCCCAGAACCGCAUUGCUUUUGUGAAUCAGACCGCCAGCAUAUGCAGUGCUUUCACCACAUGCAACAGUGACACCGAMAACUUGGAUUUCUUCAACUGUUACGUCACCGCAUCCUCCGCCGAUAUUUUAGACAUCUAUGCGCUCUCGGAUAGCGCCUCGACUGCUGCGCUUUCACUGAAAAGUGGAUUGCAAAUGAUUAGUGAUACGGAGACUUCCUGUACCAGCGCCGCUCAGCGCACCUACAUCACACAUACAGCCGAAACUUAUAAGAAGUUGUACGCGUGCUUCGCCAGUGGCUUACCAGGUUCUACUACUGCAGCUACCACCAUUACUGCUCCCCCAAAAAGUUMUGAUGCCGAUGACAGUAGCUCUUCUGUUGCUAGCUCAGCCGCUCCUCUUGCCUCGUAAAUUAUAGUUGUGUUCAUAAAAAGUGGAUUGUGUCAUGUUUUUUUUUUUUGUUUUUCUAAAUUUGUUCUCGCUUAAAACAUAACCGAAGAGAAAAGUCGACUUUCAAUAGAGUGAUGAUUUAAAUAAAUUAAAUCAAAUGUUUAUAGCCCAUAAAGAGAAUAGAAAAUGAAGCAUUUUGCUGAAAUUAUUUUACUCCUUUAAAUAGGGAUUCAUUGUUUCCUUUCUCCAUAACUGGCUUAUGAAAAUGAGUAAUUAAUAAAUAUCGUUCCAGAAGUUUGGUAGAA